AUGAUUGGAAGCAUGUUUCUGAGCCCCUAUUCCUACAGUUUGGGGGCGAGAUGCGGGGCAGAGGUCAUUGGCACCAUGCUCGCGCUCUUCCUGGGAGAUGCGGCUGUGGCAAAUGAGCUGCUAGCCAAGACCAAGGGAAAUGGAUAUGGCUGGGGAUUCUUGGCCAUAGGUUUCGGUCUAGCAUUCGGAUUUCCUACCAUGAUGUUCGGGCACAUCUCCGCUUUCCUCAACCCAGCGGCCUGUCUGUUCCAGUGGGUGGCGGGGAACCUCUCAGUCACCGAGUUCCUGGCGCUGUCCUUCAGUGAGCUGGCGGGCGCCUUCCUGGGCGCCAUCCUCCUGUGGCUCAUCUACCUGCCCCACUUCAACGUCGUCCCCGAGCCGCCCUCCGUCACCGAGGCCGACCCCUUCCUCGCCGACCCUUUGCUUGGUGGGGGCGCCAACCGCACCUUCUCCCCAUCCGACCUGGCGGUGGGGGGCUAUAACAACGACCCCAAGGACCAGCACCGCCGUGUGCGCCCCGGCGAGGCCAUCCAGGGGACCAUGCGGGAGAUCGGGACGGUGCUGGGGCUGGUGCACAGCAACAUCAAGGCGCAGCGGGCCGAGCUCCUGAAGGCAAGGGCCGGGUGCAUUUCGCUCCGCUGCGCAACGGUGACCAACAAGGAGGAGAUUCAGCGGCGGCUGGACCUGCUGGAGGAGCGCUCACGCACGCUCAGCGAGCACGAGCAGCGCACGCGGCAGGUGGAAGACACCCUGGAGUCGGUGAUGGGACGCGAGGGUGAGGCGCCGCGCCACGACGACGGCCAGGGGCUGGCUUGCACCGCCGGCGAGGAGGACGAGGAAUGCGUGGGGUGCCUGGAGCUGCCGCGGCCGCCGGCGCAGCUACGCUACGAGGCACUGCUGAUCGCCGACCAGAACACGAAGCUGGGCAUCUUUGCCACGCGCCCCGCCAUCUACGCGCCCCACUGGAACUUCCUCUGCGAGUUCAUGGGGACGAUCACCCUGCUGGUCAUGGCCAACAUGAUCGCUGCGCGCGGAAACCAGCUGUACGAGCCGUCCAGAGGGCUGUUUGAUGCGCAGUUUGGGUUCACCCUCGCCUUUUUCAUCUUCCUCAUCGUGCUGGUGCUGGGAGGGCCCACGGGAGUCGCCAUCAACCCCGCCCGCGACUUGGGCCCCCGCAUCGCCCACUGGAUGCUGCCCAUCCCGGGCAAGGGCCCCAGCGAGUUCCUGACCUACGGCUGGAUCCCCGUCGUCGCGUCGCUGGCGGGGGGCGCCGCGGCAGGGGGCCUCUUCCUCGCCCUGCAGAAGUUCACGACCAUGACAGACGUGCCCGCCGGCUCGGUGGUCUGCCCAAACACCUGA
Molecule: messenger RNA, 1359 nt
Organism: Auxenochlorella protothecoides
Lineage: Eukaryota; Viridiplantae; Chlorophyta; Trebouxiophyceae; Chlorellales; Chlorellaceae
Product: putative glycerol uptake facilitator protein
Exons: 6
Coding region: 1-1359 (452 amino acids)
Biological process (GO): glycerol transmembrane transport; water transport
Cellular component (GO): plasma membrane
Molecular function (GO): water channel activity; glycerol channel activity
Source: RefSeq, a predicted model, not a curated record